Molecule: messenger RNA, 6246 nt
Organism: Fopius arisanus
Lineage: Eukaryota; Metazoa; Arthropoda; Insecta; Hymenoptera; Braconidae
Gene: shtd
Product: shattered
Exons: 3
Coding region: 183-6221 (2012 amino acids)
Biological process (GO): anaphase-promoting complex-dependent catabolic process; metaphase/anaphase transition of mitotic cell cycle; protein K11-linked ubiquitination
Cellular component (GO): anaphase-promoting complex
Molecular function (GO): molecular adaptor activity
Source: RefSeq, a predicted model, not a curated record
UAACCAAAAAAUAUCAGAAAUUCCGACCAGAAAUCGGAGCUACUCACUCCUAUUAAUUCUAUUUAUUUUACACCUCAUUCACCAAAAAUAAAGUCAUCAAUCAAGAAAUCAUAGGGAAUAAAAAUAAUUCUCCAUAAAUUCCUCCCAGAAAUUCAGCAAAUCUGGAUGACACCAAGGAAAGGAUGAUCGCAGCCUCAGAUCCGCUGGAAUAUUCACCAGGUGGUCGUGAAACAUACAGACGCCACCCAGGUUCAGUGAUUCACCAGCAAAAUGGUGAGAAUCGAACCCUGCAAAAUGACAGUGUUCUCCUUCAAAAGUUCAGUCAAGUAAACAUUUCGGACAAGUCCCUGAAGGAAUUUUGGUCGACUCGUGAGACACAAGUUCACGGCGAGGAGGAGCUCUACUGCUCCGGCAAAGUGGCAGUGCAUUCAAGGGGUUCACAACUCACUCGAGUCUUGCGUACGAGUUACACCUGUGACACAGAUAUAAAGCAUGCCCUGUGGUGCACCUUCUGCACGAAGCCCCCAAGCCACACCCUUUCACCCCCAGUCCCACCCCAGCAACCACCUGAAGAUCAAGAUGCACCUGAGAAAACAGUGGAGUGCAUCUGCCUGCUGGACUCAUACACCCUAAAAGUUUUCACAAAUACCGGUGAGGACUACGUAUCGAGCCUGCAAUUCCAGAUAUCCUCGGUAUGGCCUACAAAGUACGGAAUUCUCCUCGAGAAAUCCCAGGCGCCAGUUGCCUCUCGUUACACCUCCCUGGAAGCGAGCAGAUGGGCCCAGCAGCCCGAUCCAAGCCUCCCCACAGCUUUUUCCCUGACCCACCCGCUGGACGAGAUCUGUCCCCUCCUGAUGAAACACGGAAGCAUUAACUACAUGUCAGAGCCAAGCCAGCAGAUAGUCUUCACGUCCUCCAGUCCUUCCUUGGCAGUGGUCUACGACACAAAAACAGGUCUUCAUUCAGUCUACAAGAUCAGAAAAGCCUCCGCAGAGGAGAGACAAGUAGUCUGUGGCACAGGGGAUAUCACCCCAAGUCUCUUCAACCACUCGACAAGUGCCUCUCCUCUGCACCUCCCUGGAAAUGCCUCCGGGAACAAAAGCUGCAGUACGAAGACCCACUUAAGCCUCUUCGGUGUCCCCAAUCCCCAGCUGAGUGGCAUGGGGAUAAGUUUGGGAAUGUCGAACAGUCCAUUCGGCUCCAGAGGCACCUCCUACACGACCUCCUGCUCCGGAGGUGCUCCAUCUCCCCAACAGCACCAAACAACUCACUCGAGAUCCCAAAGUCCCAUGGCAACGAUCUCUCGUUGUCAGUCCCCCACCCAUCCAACGUUUUCUCCACUAAUUGGUGGCUCUCUGGGCCCCAUAAUCCACCAGACUCGUCUUCACCAGACUGUAAUGGCCACCAUCAUGUGUCACUCUCAACAUAAUCCCAGCAGCUGCAAUAGCUUUCACUUUCAAGAUGCUCCAGUCACAUCUAGCAAUCCCCUGUACCCAGAGAUCUGUCUGGAUCACGUGUGGACAGAGAACUCAGGGGUUCCCAAGGAAGUUCCAUCUGGAAAAGCCUCCAAGGUGCUUCUCACGUCAGAUCUCGUUGGCCAGGGAUACCUGGGGUACCUCGUGCCCUCGAGGUCACAAUUAUUUCUAGUAAGAAUCGAAAAAACCAACAAACAACAGGAAAUUAUCUUCGGUAUGGUGGCGAGUAUCGUCGCUAAGGAUGCUGUCAAUCUGCCAUCGAUUAACAUGAUUGCCACCCUGGAUCUCUCCAAUGGAGUAACACUGUACUCCGGUGUCACCUGUGUCGGGAAAGUCCACAUUCCCAGCUUCCACCCUGCAAUAGGCUGCAACUACUUUACCAGCAAUUUGGGACCUAAACUUGUGAGCUCACCCUUCCCGAAGAGGAGCUCCCUGAAUGCUCACCAUGUUGGAGGGGAUAUAAAAUUCGACGAGGCACUGCACACUCUGAGUCCUGUGGGCACCUGUGGAAGACCCUCGAUGCUCAUGGAUAAUUCCCUGCACGAGGCAGGAUUAAUAGGACUCAAAGAUGCUGUUGGAAAUAAGAUAACACUCGAGUAUGGAAACAAGAGCUUCUACAGAAUUUCAUUACCUACCUCGAGCACUUCUCCACUGGUCACCAAGUGCCUCAAGGCCCUGAGAAGUGUUUUACAGCGUGAUCUUGCUAUGCAGCUCCUGGUGAAGUGGUAUGGGGCGAGAAAUGCCCCAGGGCCUCAGGAUUUCUCAUUGUCUCAAGAGUGGCACCUGUUUAUUGUCGUUUUAUUUACCCUUUUGGGAUAUGACGUUGAUAAAUUGCCUCUUGUGAGGAGAAACGAUGGUGAUGGGUGUGCCGAGAGGAGCAGUCCUAUUGUUGUACCCAAGAAGCAGAAAACCAAUGACUCAGGAUCACAGGAGGACUGGCUGAAUAUUCUGACGUCUCAGGAGCACAGAAAUUAUCAAAAUCUCGUGGUGAAUGUUCUUCGUUUGAAUAAGUCUGUAGUAGUGAAGCCUGUGGCCAUUACAAAAGGGGAUCGCGAAGCCUCCGGGAGGAUCAGCACUCAGGCUAUACUAUUUCCUUAUUUACCUUUGGUCCUCUUCUCCCUUCAUCUGCUGUAUGAAGAAUUGAAACUCAACUGUGUUAUGUCUGAGAGCCUUCCUCUCCUCGCUCAGCUGCUCCAUCAGCUCAGCACUGAUCUCAACUUCAAUAUGUACUCACAUCAUUAUUUUCUUGAUCACCCUGGUCAUUGCUUGGACUCUGGCUCCUCACAGAUUACUCCUGGGGAUUUACAGAAGAUCACUCCACCCAAUUAUAUGCCCGUGAAGCCACCCAGUGUUUUUGAGACGUUGUAUCAGUUACUGAACACUGGAGAAACACUGGCUUAUCCUCAUCUCAGUCGGGUCAAUCCCAGGUCUAAAGGCAUUGUCCAGUUGGUGGCCUUAAUUGCUAAUGAGGGGAGGGUGACGUCCCUGGAGAUGGAGAAGUUUGUCAAGCUCAUUGUACCGGCAGGUAGUCGCGUCGAUUACAAGGAGACUGGAUUCAAGGCUGAUAAGGAUGUGUCAAAGAAGGUAGAGAUACCCAACGCUGACCGGAUAGUUCUUCUCUAUCACGAGAUGGGCAUGUCGAAGAAGGACUUGGAGACUCUUCCCCCAGGAGUUGCCCUUCUCCUGAAAGAUGUGAUGCAUCGUUGCAGAGAGAGGCCUCCAUCGACGUGGCCAACUCAGGCAUAUGAAUUGAUAGAUCGUCAGGAUCUGGCGACCCUCGAGAAACACCUGCAGAGCCUCCCCCACGGGCAGGAGACCGACUCGACUCCAACCUCGAUCCGCGACCCUGAGCAAGACGACGGCAUGACCUUCGACGAUGAAAUCCUGAAGUUGCGCUUUAAUAAGGAUCACCGAGUCUCAGAGGUGCGUCGUCUUCUCAAUUCCUCGAAACCCGUGAAGAUAUCAAUCGUUCAGCGCCCAGAAGUCUCGGAUCACGAGUUCAUUGAGGAGCAGGAGCGGCAUCUGCAUGCGUUGUGCUCAAGAACAAUGGCUCUGCCAGUGGCCCGAGGGAUGUUUACCCUGAGAACAUCAACUCCCAUCGUAACCGAGCAGCUUCCGGUGCCUAGACUGUGUCUCACAGGAAAAGCUGCCCUCCGAGGUACCACAGUCGAGCUGUCACACAUCGAUGUACCCCCGAAUAUGAAUCUCUGGCCACUAUUUCACAAUGGAGUUGCAGCAGGUCUCAGGAUUCACCCAGACGCCUCCAAUAUUGACUCCACUUGGAUAGUCUACAAUAAACAGCAACAGGGUGAAUUUGGAAUCGAGCACUCAGGCUUCCUGAUGGCCCUGGGGCUCAAUGGUCACCUGAAGAAACUCGCUCCCUUCAGCAUGUACGAGUACCUGGUGGAGUGUCACGAGUCAACAAACGUGGGACUCCUCUUGGGACUAUCGGCGACUCACCGAGGGACAAUGGACGUUUCCAUGACGAAACUCCUCUCCCUCCACGUGGAGACACUCCUACCACCGACGAGCAUCGAGCUCAAUGUCCAGCAGAAUGUCCAGGUGGCUGCCCUCAUGGGUGUGGGUCUCGUCUACGAGGGCACAGCCCACAGACACAUCUCCCACGCUCUUCUCUCGGAGAUAGGAAGGCCCCCAGGUCCUGAAAUGAAAAACUGCGUGGAUAGGGAAUCCUACUCCCUCGCUGCAGGCCUCGCCCUGGGGCUAGUUGUCCUUGGAAGAGGUGGAGGGGCUGAUUUGGCGAGCAUUCCUGAUACUCUCCACUACUACAUGGUUGGGGGCAACUCGAGGCCCUUCACCGGUGCCCAGAAGGAGAAAUAUAAAUCACCCAGCUAUCAGAUUCGAGAAGGCGACUCCAUAAAUAUCGAUGUCACCAGUCCUGGUGCAACCGUUGCCCUCGGUCUCAUGUACUUUAACACGGGUAAUCGAGCUGUUGCCGAAUGGAUGCGAGCCCCUGGCACUCAGUUUCUCCUGGACUUCGUUAGACCUGAUCUUCUCCUGCUGAGAAUUCUCUCCAGGUCUCUCAUCCUCUGGGACGAGAUCGAGCCAACCAAUAGCUGGGUAUCCUCCCACGUUCCUGAUAUCGUUUAUAAAUAUAGACUGCAGAAGCCAACGUCAGAGAUCGCUCAGAACGUCGACCUGGAGACGAUGAAUCAAGCGUACUGCAAUAUCAUUGCAGGUGCAUGUAUGGCACUGGGACUCAAGUACGCAGGGAGUGCCAAUGAUAACGCCUUCAAGAUUCUUUUAAAUUACGCUAAAAUGUUUACGGCUUUGUCUCACAAAUCGAUUGGAGAGCUCGCUGGAAAAUCGACUAUUGAAACUUGUCUCAAUGUUACGUUACUAUCUGCCUCUGUGGUGAUGGCAGGAACAGGAAAUCUCGAUGUCAUGAGAAUCUGCAGGCAGAUCAGAACGAGGGUGGGACCAGCAUCAAGUGUUGUCACUUAUGGAUCCCAUCUGGCAACUCAUAUGGCUCUGGGACUGCUGUUCCUGGGGGGUGGCAGGUACACACUGUCCAAUAGUCCGAGUGCAGUGGCUGCUCUGAUUAUUUCAUUAUUCCCCAAAUUUCCAACACACAGCAAUGAUAACAGAUAUCAUCUCCAGGCACUGAGGCAUCUCUAUGUCCUCGCUGUUCAGCCCAGGCUUGUCCUCCCCAGGGAUAUCGACAGCAGGGUACACUGUUAUGCCACUUUGAAAUUGACAUUCAGGUCGGAGAAGCUGGAGAGGGGCCAGGAGGUAAUCAUGAAGGCACCCUGUCUCCUACCACAACUCGAGAGCCUCCAGAGGGUCGAGUUGAAAGACGACAGGUACUGGGAGAUUGUAUUCGAGAGGGGACACAACUGGCAGCUACUCGAGGGAAUGCUUGAUAAAUGUGACACACUCGAUGUCAAACAAAAAGCUGGCUGUCUACCUUAUGUGGAGGAUCCUCAGGGUUUUAGGAGUCUCGUUGCGCAGACUCUCACAACUGAAAAUGUCAUCCCCUGGGCUGCACGACAGGAACAUGUUACCAGUUUUACUAAUGACAGAACUGUAUUGAAUAUUGUCAAGUAUUUCCUGCAAAAAAGAGCGAGGGAGACUGUGGAGGAGAAGAGUGAGUUCUCGGGGGUGAGCAAAAUCAGCUCCGGGUAUGUCUCUAAGAGCUUCGGUGAUAGUCUGUCGGAGAAGAUGGAAAUCGGGGAGAACUCAUCACCUGUCAGAAAUCAACAGGGUCUUGUUAAUAUUCAGGAUGAAUUCAGGGAGAUGUCAGAGAGCGAGAGGUACUUCCUCCAGACUCUCGCUAUCAUUGUUUAUGAAUGUGUUAUCAAGGAUAAGGUGAGCUUGCUGCCUCUCUGGGUGAAUUUGUAUAAAAGUGUUGAGGUCAGUGAGAAGAGACCGAGCAAUUAUCUCAUUUGGCAGAUCAAACUCGUCGCCGCUCAUGUUCUCACCAGGUGUCAGGUGGAGGAUUGUAAUGCUCUUCUCAGUGUUGAAAGUGUUCUCGCUAUCAAGCAAAGGGUUUCACUAAUUCUGGAUAUGUGGGAAGAAGAAUUACGGCCAGUGUUGAAAAAAUACAUUGAAACCGGUGCAAUCAGUGGCGAUGUAGAAACCAUGAGGAAAUUCACAGCCUAUUGCACAUAUUACGAUAUUCCAUAUACGAGUGCACCUUCUGGAAUUGUUGACUUGAAUCCUUUUAAUCUUCAACUCCCUCUGCCCGAAGUAACGCUGUACAAAUUGUAUAAAUUGGGUGAGAGUUGAAGCGAGAGAUUGCAAUGAAAUUUUU